Molecule: messenger RNA, 813 nt
Organism: Tripterygium wilfordii
Lineage: Eukaryota; Viridiplantae; Streptophyta; Magnoliopsida; Celastrales; Celastraceae
Exons: 3
Coding region: 41-556 (171 amino acids)
Cellular component (GO): chloroplast
Source: RefSeq, a predicted model, not a curated record
GAUCUGUAACUGGUGAACAUACUGGUUCGUUUCAUCCAGUAUGGGGACUCUCAUUCUCACUCUCCUCCCUUUAUCCCUCUCUUGUUCACCGCGAGCGCUAACUCUCCAGGGUCAGACUCGCUGCCCUUUCAAAACCCACUUCGUCAAUCCCUUUUCAUGGCCUCUCAAAUCCACAAGACUUCGCAGUAGAACUGUUGUCUUUGCUGGUAAUCCGCGUGACCCGAAAGAGUCUCAGUUUUUCAAUGAAGACGGUGUCGUUGAAGACAUGGAUGGCUACCUCAAUCAUCUCUCUCUCGAAUACGACUCUGUUUGGGACACCAAGCCAUCCUGGUGUCAACCUUGGACAAUAACACUCACCGGAGUACUAGUGAUUGCCUGUAGCUGGCUAGUUUUGCACUCGUUUGUGGUUACAACGAUCUUAAGCAUACUGAUAUGUGCAUGGUGGUACAUUUUUCUCUACUCUUAUCCUAAGGCGUAUUCAGACAUGAUUGCUGAGCGUCGGGAAAGGGUGACAAGUGGUGCUGAAGAUACAUUCGGUUUGAAGAAGAGCCAAUGAAAUCAACAUUCCCAGUCUUUCUGAAAAAAAUACUGGCACCUGGGUAAAAUUUGUAAUUUGCAGUCUCAUUUUUACAACUCAUCACUGUAGAUUAAAUUCAGAACAAAAGAGCUUCUUCUAUGUCUGUUAAGGAAGCAUAUCCUUCUCUCAGUAUCAAGGCCUGCAGAAGCAAUCUUGUUCUCAACAAGGAUGUCAACUUACAGAAAUGACAUUGCCAUUGUGCCCUUCAAGUUUCUGAAUCAUAGUUUUCUGUUGCA